AAAUGCAGAUUUAAAACACACACUGUUCCAGAAAUGUGGGUGUUUAAUAAGUCAGAUAGAAUUGCAUUGCAAGGGGUUAAUGCUGAGUAGACGAUGCCGUUUCUCUCAGCGUUGGCUCAUUCGGUCGUUCACUGAGGAAUGACUAUUGUAAUAGGUUACAGAUUAAGUUGCAAUGGGACUACUUUGGGUGGAAUUGUGCGGAUGGAUUUGCUAAGUGGGGUUUGCUCUGCAGAGUUGUGUGUGAGUGAGGGGAGAGAGAAGAGAGAGUGUGUCAGAGUUGGAUGCAGACUGGAUGUGUUUGCCGAGUCCCAGUGCCCCGGCCGGGUCAGUUGGAAGUGAAAUUGACCAAGCGCGGCGCUGCUGCUGCUGCUGCUGCUGCUGCUGCUACUACUGCAAGCGAUGGCGGCUCAGGGCGACUGUCUGAGCGGCUACCUGGUGCCCUCGCAGCCGCUGCCAGAGACCGGGGCAGGCGACCCCGGCUCCAACAGCGAGAGGAGCACCGACUCCCCGCUCGCAGCCUCCGAGGACGAUGCUCACACUCUGCCGCACUGCACUGACCCAGACUGGCUGGAAGAGAGGUUCCGGGUGGACCGCAAGAAACUGGAGGCGAUGUUACAAGCUGCCGCUGAAGGAAAAGGGAAAAGUGGAGAAGACUUCUUCCAGAAGAUUAUGGAAGAAACAGGCACACAAAUUGCAUGGCCGUCCAAGUUGAAGAUUGGAGCAAAGUCCAAGAAAGAUCCCCACAUUAAAGUUGGCGGGAAGAAAGAAAACGUGAAGGAGGCGAAAGAAAGGAUCAUGUCCGUCCUGGAUACAAAGAGUAAUCGGGUAACCCUGAAGAUGGAUGUGUCGCAUACGGAACACUCCCACGUGAUCGGCAAGGGAGGCAACAACAUCAAAAAGGUGAUGGAGGAGACGGGAUGUCACAUCCAUUUCCCAGACUCCAACAGGAACAACCAGACAGAGAAAAGCAAUCAGGUCUCCAUUGCAGGACAGCCGUCGGGUGUGGAAGCAGCAAGGAGUCGGAUAAGGGAGCUACUUCCCCUGGUGAUGAUGUUUGAUUUGCCGAUUGCUGGCAUUUUGCAGCCAAUUCCUGACCCCAACUCACCCACGAUCCAGCAUCUAUCCCAGACGUACAACAUUUCCAUAUCGUUCAAACAACGAUCUCGCAUGUACGGUGCCACAGUCAUUGUUCGAGGGUCUCAGAACAAUGCUGCAGCAGUCAAGGAAGGGACGGCCAUGUUGCUGGAGCACCUAGCUGGAAGCCUGGGGAGCGCCAUACCCGUCAGCACACAACUGGACAUUGCACCUCAACACCAUCUCUUCAUGAUGGGUCGCAAUGGGAAUAACAUUAAGCACAUAAUGCAGAGAGCCGGAGCCCAGAUCCACUUUCCAGAUCCGAGCAAUCCCCAGAAGAAGUCCACAGUCUACCUCCAGGGCACCAUUGAGUCCGUCUGUCUAGCUAGACAAUAUCUCAUGGGUUGUCUCCCCCUUGUGUUGAUGUUUGACAUGAAGGAAGACAUUGAAGUGGAACCACAGAGGAUCACUCAGCUAAUGGAGCAGUUGGACGUCUUCAUUAGCAUCAAGCCAAAACCCAAACAGCCAAGCAAGUCAGUGAUUGUGAAAAGCGUGGAAAGAAAUGCUGUAAAUAUGUACGAAGCAAGAAAAUGUCUGCUGGGGUUGCAAAAUAGCGGUGUUGCCUUGACAACGACACCGCCGGCAAUCACCUGUCCCAUCGGACUCUCCUGCCAUGGGCUCGAUAUCCUGGCCUCUGCUGGACUUGGCCUGGCUGGUUUAGGUUUCUCUACGGUGUCUCCCCUCAUGAUCCCUCCAACAACGCAGGCCACCUUGACCAGCAUUUUGCUCUCGGGCUUGCAUGGGUAUGGCCAGACCCCGCCAUCACCUCCCCCCGGUCUGGCACCCAUGGAUAUUCAGAUCAGUGCCUUGUCGCCAGAGAACGACAAGACAUCAACCUCCUGCAUCAAUGGCCACGUCAAGCAAUCCAGUGCUAUUUACACUAGGAUUUCAACGCCGUGUCUAGCUGACAAAGUGUUGAGUAAUAACCACUCUGACGUACCUCGAGAGAGUUCGAUUAAUGCCCAAGAGCAGAUGUCCAGCAAGUCCAACUCUACGGAAGGUUCCAACGAUGCCUUUGUGGAAGUGGGCAUGCCGAGAAGCCCCUCGCACUCUGCCAACAGCAAUGAACUCAAGCAGAUGCUGAACGGCCCCUCCAACUGCGUGGCAAAACGACAGGCUCUGGAGCUGUUGCAGGGCACCAAGAACAGCCAUCGACACACUUCGGACAGAAUGCUUUCCGACUCCGAUUCCAGUGCCACGGAGGGCACUGCCACAGACAAGCGGGCCCCUGGGAGCGAGCGGGCAGCGGAAAGAGCUGCUGCCCAACAGAACUCGGAGCGACUGAGACUUGCCCCUCAGUCAGCCUACGCCAACGUCCAGGCUUUUGACUACGAAAAGAAGAAGUUGUUGGCAACCAAAGCUAUGCUGAAGAAGCCUGUUGUAACUGAAGUAAGGACCCCGACAAAUACGUGGAGCGGCCUCGGGUUCUCCAAAUCAAUGCCUGCAGAAACAAUCAAGGAACUAAGACACGCCAAUCACGUGCCCUACAAACCAUCCAUGGCAACUACGUACGAGUCAUCGUCCCCAGCGUCACUGUCGCGGUCAAACAGCCGGGAGUGCAUCGGAGGUGGCAGCGAGUCUGAUAACUGGAGGGAUCGGAAUGGUGAAUUUCCAUCGUCGCUCAACAGCCCCAAGCAAAAACAUAACCCAUCCGAGCACUAUUUGACCAGCACUAACUACAUGGACUGCAUUUCCUCAAUGAUGGGCAGUAAUGGCUGCAGCCUGAAUAACUCCUUCAAAGGCUCAGAAUUGCCCGAACUCUUCAGCAAGCUCGGUUUAGGCAAAUAUACGGAUAUCUUCCAGCAACAAGAGAUUGACAUUCAAACAUUCCUCACUCUGACUGACCAGGACUUGAAGGAACUCGGGAUAACCACAUUCGGUGCCAGAAGGAAAAUGCUGCUUGCCAUUUCAGAGUUGAGCAAAAGUUGUCAGAAACCCUUUGAGCCUCCAAGUAUCCGCUCAACGUUUCUAGAAGGCGGGGCGAGUGGCCGAUUGCCACGACAGUAUCACUCCGAGGUUGCCAGCAUCAGUGGCCGGUGGUAGCACCAAAACUGGAACUCAGUCGCCCGUGACUGCCACCGAGAGGGCUGGCACAAACUGUGCGUGGCCAUAGCCCUGUGGAGAUCAUUCACUGCACAGAGCCCUCCACAUUUGAGGAGUUGGAUUACGAAGACCAAAGCCUGCUUGAUUUUGUGCAAAACGUCGUGCCAAAUGGGGGGGG
Leucoraja erinaceus (little skate) is the source of this 3355-nucleotide messenger RNA. Its product is annotated as protein bicaudal C homolog 1-like. The record is from RefSeq and is a predicted model, not a curated record. Bases 400 to 3177 code for a protein of 925 amino acids. Gene Ontology annotation, molecular function: protein binding; RNA binding. The transcript has 20 exons. Lineage: Eukaryota; Metazoa; Chordata; Chondrichthyes; Rajiformes; Rajidae. Gene Ontology annotation, cellular component: cytoplasm.